This is a messenger RNA of Benincasa hispida (wax gourd), 1498 nucleotides long. Its product is annotated as NAC domain-containing protein JA2-like. The record is from RefSeq and is a predicted model, not a curated record. Gene Ontology annotation, molecular function: DNA binding. Lineage: Eukaryota; Viridiplantae; Streptophyta; Magnoliopsida; Cucurbitales; Cucurbitaceae. Gene Ontology annotation, biological process: regulation of DNA-templated transcription.
CCUUCUCUCGUUUCUGGAAAAAAAAAGGAAAAGAAAAGAUAGGAAAUAAAAAAAGAGUUUAAUUCUUUUCCGAGAAGCAAAAAAAACAAAACAAAGAAAAUCCUAAUUUUCGUCUCUCCUGUUUUCAAUGGACCCGCUGACGCAGCUUAGCUUACCGCCGGGGUUUAGAUUUUUUCCGACCGACGAAGAGCUUUUAGUUCAGUAUCUUUGCCGGAAAGUCGCUGGCCACCAUUUCAGCUUGCAGCUCAUCGCUGAGAUUGACUUGUAUAAAUUCGAUCCAUGGGUUUUACCUGGGAAAGCUUUAUUCGGGGAGAAAGAAUGGUACUUUUUCAGCCCAAGAGAUCGGAAAUAUCCAAACGGGUCUAGACCGAAUCGGGUUGCCGGUUCGGGUUACUGGAAGGCGACCGGUACGGACAAAAUAAUCUCGUCGGAGGGGAAGAACGUGGGGAUUAAAAAGGCUCUGGUUUUCUAUGUGGGAAAAGCUCCGAAGGGAACAAAAACGAAUUGGAUUAUGCACGAGUAUCGCCUUAUAUCCUCCUCCAGGAAAACAGGAAGCUCCAAGCUGGAUGAUUGGGUUUUAUGUCGGAUUUAUAAGAAGAAUUCGAGUUGUCAGAAGCCGACGGGGAGUAUUUCAAGUAAAGAAUACAGCAAUGGUUCUUCGCCGUCGUCGUCUUCUCACAUCGACGAAGUCAUCGAGUCCUUACCGGAAAUGGGCGACGAUUUCUUCGCGUACCCAAAAACAACAUUACAACAAAACGACAUUAUGAACAAAUUCCACUUUGAAAUUCCGGCAGACUCUGUAAAUUCCGAUUGGGCGAGUCUGGCUAGGCUCUACUCAGUGCCGGAACUCGCUCCCGUCGACCACUCCGGAACGUUCAAUUACAACAACAACAACACCAUCGCCGAUGUCUACGUUCCUUCGAUUACAUCGCCAUUUUGCCAAGUGGAUUACCCACCGCCGCCGGCGUUCCAAUACUCGACGCAGCAACACGACGGCGGCGGCUUGUUCAGAUUCAGCCAAUGAGAUGAUUGCAAAUGGCAUUUGGAUUUUGCGAAGAGAGUGUAAAUAGAAUUGGGAUUCGAAUAGACUUGACUUUGGGGAAUUGGAUUCUGAAAAUGGAAGCAAAAGGAAAAGUUUGCUUUCUUUUUUGAACGGAAAAGCGAAAAACAGAGCACAAAAGAGAGAAACAGAGCAUACUCUGCUUUGCUGCCUAUAAACCUUUAUUCUCUAACAAGUUCAAUGUCCCAUCCUAUUAGACAUUAGACUGAAAAAUGAAACACCCAAAUUAAUACCUUUGUGCAAAUUAUUAUUUAGGAUUGAAACUUCAUUAAAUAGUUAGUGUGUUAGUGUUUUGGGAAUUAUUAUUAUUUUUUUAUGCUCAUCCUUAUUUUAUGAUUAUGAUUAAAUUAUGAUGAGUUUUUGUGAUGGACUUGGUUUGUACUAUUUUGAUUUGCUUGUUAUUCAUAUUUUGGAGAGGAAAGAAAAAGGUAAAAAAAA